Molecule: messenger RNA, 612 nt
Organism: Diversispora eburnea
Lineage: Eukaryota; Fungi; Glomeromycota; Glomeromycetes; Diversisporales; Diversisporaceae
Source: the annotation of a GenBank genome assembly
CAAACCGCUGCCUCACAAAUGCCCAUUAUUACUUCUGGUCAAACUGGCAUUAUGAUUAAUAAGAAUGAACAAAGGGUUGACCAAGAAGGAGAUAAAAGCAUUACUAAUGAUAAUGCAAGCUAUUUUGGCUGUCCUGAUAAGAAAUGCCAGUUAAAAGAAAUAUAUAUAUGGAUCGCCAACACUUAUCCAUUCUAUAAGAUAGAAAAUGAAGGUUGGAAGAAUGCCAUUCGACAUAACCUAACCCUAUGCCCUGCUUUUCACCGUUGUGAACGGGAUGACGGAAAGAGAAGAAAGAAAUCCUGGGCAAUUCCUAAUGAAUAUCAGGAAUGUUUCAUCAAUGGAGUCUAUAUUAACUAUAAAGCGAGUGAAAUUAAGGUACGUGAAGAAAGUGCUGCCUUUGGGUCUGGGACAAUUAACUCUUCCAGUAAUGGAAUGGUUGAAACCCGAUCAGAACUGAUUUUUCUCCACGACUGUCCAAAUUUAUCAACAUCUCCAACACAAUCAAUUUCUGGUUUUGGAAGCAUACUUAGACCUGCACCUCGCCAAUCUGGAAUAGAAUACUAUACAAUAAUGAGGCACAUGCAGGAAAAUCCAUGCCUUAAUGCUACUUAA